Messenger RNA from Talaromyces amestolkiae, 4131 nucleotides. RefSeq lists its product as uncharacterized. The record is from RefSeq and is a predicted model, not a curated record. The transcript has a single exon. Bases 1 to 4131 code for a protein of 1376 amino acids. Lineage: Eukaryota; Fungi; Ascomycota; Eurotiomycetes; Eurotiales; Trichocomaceae. Gene Ontology annotation, molecular function: microtubule binding.
AUGUCCGACAGUCGCUCCUUCUCGUUCUCUACAGUCCGCAUUCCUCCGCCGCCGUCUCCCCAUAGUCCAUUGCGAUCCCCGAAGCGCAGGCUACAUCUCCAACAUCUACCGGCUCAUGAAGACCCUCUCUUGGGGAACCUCUCCCCGGAAUCAAUCCUCGAUGCCCUCGCUGCGAUCAAUGCCUUAGCUCGGCAUGAGGGUUAUGCAAACGACAUCCUCACCAGAAGCAUAUCGCAAGCUUCACCGGAAGAUCGAUUACUCGGAGCCCGAGCAGCAUUGGCUGCCAAAAAGCUGAGAGAAUGGCUUAAGGAAUUACAAGCGUGGCAAUGGCCCAAGGGGCUUGGCAUACAACAAGGAAAAGGCUUUAUCUCACCAUUGGACAACCAGUCAGAGUACUGGGGUAGUCUACCAGCCCGACAAGUCGUUGAAUACGAAGCUCGAAUAGAGCAAAUCCGAGACGGCAUGGAUGGUUUGAAUGUGGACGAGCUCAAGGAACACAUCAUGAACGUCCAUGUACCAGGUCGGUCCCGGCCAUCAUCAGCACACAGUGCCCUCAGCACGAUCUCCGCUCCUCCGUUUACACACAUGCAACUAAGCGAUUUCACCGCUGUCAUUACGGCCACUAUACUUCGAGCUUUACCUACGCUGGCGCGAUUGAAUAUGCUGCUAGAUACUUGGACGGUACGAUUACUUGUGUUACGCCAGAUCCCGAGUCUUUUGAGUUCAUUGGAGACAGCACGUGCAUCCCUCGAUUCUGUAUUGGAAGCGACUAAGGAGUCCCAACGGAAUAAACGUUACUCCAUGCUCGAUUCUAAUUACAGGCGAGAGGCACUCAUUGAACUCAUUGGUACAGCUGGCUCUCGUAUGGACACGGUUCUGGAUGCUUUGGAGGGUCGAGAAGACUCUAUACCGGAAAACUGGAUUGACCGGAUGGAUGCGUUGGAGACAGAUUUUGCAUCCUGGGUUCAGCUAACGGGAAAGAUGGCAAUUGAAAAGGUCUGGGUAUCGUCUGAACUGGAAGCACCUAAACAGCACACUAUCAAAGAGGACCAGUUGCAACAUGAUGCUACCGACACGGGUCAACCGCCUCAUGAAGAUGCGACAGAAAGAGAUGUUCAGAUUUGUGAGGAUCCAGCUCCUCCUACCGUCCACGAGAUUGUAGAUUCUAGUCCAAAUGUCAGCACAACAUCACAUAGCAUAACAGUCUCGCCAGAAGAAAGCGAUUCUCCACCAGUCAACUUUACCGACAGCGGUUCUACCGUUACCGCCGAUACGAUUUCAUUACUUGCCAAUGAAGAAGAUGUGCAAGUGCUCUCUACAAAGAAUGAGAAUCACACGCCGAUAUUAAUGGUCACAAAACCUCAUCCACCAUCCGAAUCUACUGAUGAGAACCCUGAUCUAGGCAUUGCAACAUAUACGGCCGAAUUUGAACGGACAGAAGAUGAUGUAUAUUCACCGAUUCCGGUAAUGGAACAUAGUCAUGACCAUGAACAAAAAGCAAUUGAGGUCGAUACUGCAACAAAUUACGAGGCCGAAGAAUCAACGAUACCGCUUCGAGUGAAAAGGUCCAUUCCUGUUCUGGAAGUGAUUGAGGAGUCAACAUCCGAGGAAUCCGCGCCGUCCGUGAAGAAUCAUACAAAGCCUUUGGAGUCAUUAACACCACUACCAGUUUCUAUUCCUGGUACCACUGAUUCUAAUGCUUCACCUGCGAUGCACGCCGAAGCUAGUCAUGCUAUUACAGAACCCAAGACCAAUCCUCUGGCAAUCCUAGCUCAGCCAACGAUUGUUAGCCAAGACGAGCCACAGGUAGCAGCUUUCGAAUAUGUUCGAUCCUCUGGUCAGUUUGAAGACCAAGAACUGCAGCAUCAGGAGAUAUCAACCCCCAAUCUCGAGGAAGAAGACGUCACAAAAGAAAUUCCGGAUCAGAUCUCAGGCGAGCAUCUUUCGAAGAGAGAAGCUACGUCUACACUGGAGCCGGCGACAAGGACUGUGGAUUAUUCCAGCACCGUCGAUGGUGGCAACCUAGAUCAGAUUCGUGGGCGCAAUAAGGAAAUAUCAAGCUCGGAUGCAUCUAUACCAGAUUCAGAUGCAGGCGAGUCCUCUCCACGUCGUGCAGAUUCUGAAAGCCCACAUUCCAUUAUGACACCUUCGCUUGCACUAGAAGAUUCUGCUAUCAAAGAGACACCCCAGAGCUCUUUGAUAGAAUCACCCAUCAAAGUCGUGGCAACUGAGAAUCAAAGCUUUGGUCCAUUCCUUGAGCAAACUAUUCCUCUACAUCCCGAUAUACCAGUUCAAUCAAUUGAACAAGACAUUCCCUCCAGACUUUGUCAAAAUCAUGAAGCAGCACAACCUCAUUCCAGAAAGACAUCUGGUCAAAGCUAUCGUUCUUCUGUGCCGUUCUCACCAGGUGUGUUUAGUAGCACCAGCGAUCGAACAAUCCGUGAAAAGAGUUCUCCGCAGUUGAGCAGCUCUGCUUUGCAAGAUUUGGAGGCGUACAAACAUAGCAAUGAUGCCAGUCUACCUUUACAACGAUUUAUCAACGACAAAUACGACGGGAGUUAUUCGGCCAGUCAUGAAAUGCAUUCGGACAGUGCGUCCUCGCGUGACGAUACAUCACAAUAUUUGCUCGAAGAUACAGAAAUUUUAAGAUUUCGUGAUAGAAGUGAAUCGCCUCCGCCUAAUGCAAUUCCUCGCCGAGCUAUACGCGGCCCUAGUUCAAGCUUAAUGAGAGGUACCAUAUCUUCUUUGAACAAAGUCGUUGGGACAGGAAACCGAGUUGAAUCCGACCCAUUUAGCUAUGAGUCUGCCGUUGAGUCUGCCGAAAGAGUUCGUUCACGCUCUAGACUCGGAUCGCCUUAUGAUGUUGAUUCAGAACCAACACCGUGGCGUCGAAAAUCUUCUACCAGCGACCUAUUACAGGCACCGAAACAUCAUUUACAGAAUCAACCAAGUAUGGAGAGCAUUGGCUCUUAUGUUUCUAGUAACGGUACCGGUGACAUGCGCAGGCGAUAUUCAUUCUCCACGGACGGCGGAUCAUUCGCGAUACGACCAGUCCAUGAAGCCGAUAGCGACCUACAGGAGAAAAUCCACUCUAUUCUUACAACCAUUCCUGGCAAAAUCCGUCUCAGUAACAAAGUUGCUAGAGACUACGACCAGCACUCUGUAAUAUCGUCCAUGUCUUCCAAACCUCGACUUAAAGCGCGAUCUCCUUUCUCUACCCCUAGCCGAGCCGGCACGCCAACGCCAUCAGAAGGUUUCACACCAUCGUCGAGGCAAAGACGCACUGUUUCCCACAAGAGUGAGGACAAAACCGUCAAGGUCUAUCAUUUGCACCAUCGGGGAAAAACAGAGCCAACCAAGCUUUUCGUUCGUACAGUUGGUGAAAAUGGCGAACGAGUUAUGGUCCGUGUCGGUGGAGGCUGGGCCGAUCUAGGCGAAUACCUACGUGAGUAUGUAAUGCAUCACGGCCGUCAGACUCCAUCAAGUAGCCAUGUCGAGGUCAAAGGUCUUCCGGCAACAACAACCUCCCCAGGAUCAACCACGUCGGCAGCUGCUACAGUCAUCGCUCAGACUAGUCCAAAGGGACCUACAACUAUACCAACGAGCAACCGACCUGCUUCCUCCCUUUCGGUUCAUAAAACGAGACGGAUCUCCAAACCAUCUGAACUUCCUGAACUUGCAAUCGAUGAUGUCGAACCUACAAGUGACAACCUUUCACUUCCUUUAUUCCCAUCAAUCGGCCGACGAACGUCCAUAUCCUCCCUUAACUCAGUCAGCGUAUCAUCAAUCCUAGGAGAUGGCUCCAGCGUUUACUCUCCACACCCAGGAUCCGCAAGAACCCCCUUAUCUCAUUCCAGCACUCCUUUAGGCCUAGCUGGCCCAAAACCACGAACCAGACACGUCUCCAUGACCCCGGAGAGUGAAGCCUGGGUUGAGGAUGUGAUCGGCCAAGCACGACGAACCUCAUCAAUAACUGUCAAGCCACCGACACAGAAACAUGCCGACCAUCGCUCCGAACGUGAAGUGCACAAUUCGUCCAGGAUGAGUAUGCGCAGUGUAAGCGAUUUCCCAUCCGUUGGUCGGAAUAAGCGUGUUGUUCUAAAAGGGCUCGGGACGCAUGACCGAUCGUAA